GGAGGAUGUGGCGGGGAUAAAAGCCCCACCCAGGCCAGCCGGCUCCGCUCGGCAACUGGGGACGCUCGCAGCUCUCGGCGCCCGGCCCAGCUUCUUUCAAAAUGUCUACUGUUCAUGAGAUUCUGUGCAAGCUCAGCUUGGAGGGUGACCACUCCACACCCCCAAGUGCGUAUGGGUCCGUCAAAGCCUACACCAACUUUGAUGCCGAGCGGGAUGCUUUGAACAUCGAGACGGCCAUCAAGACCAAAGGUGUGGACGAGGUCACCAUCGUCAACAUCUUGACCAACCGCAGCAACCCACAGAGACAGGACAUCGCCUUCGCCUACCAGAGAAGGACCAAAAAGGAACUGGCAUCAGCACUGAAGUCAGCCUUAUCUGGCCACCUGGAGACGGUGAUUUUGGGCCUCCUGAAGACACCUGCUCAGUAUGAUGCUUCAGAGCUUAAAGCUUCCAUGAAGGGGCUGGGAACUGACGAGGACUCCCUCAUUGAGAUCAUCUGCUCCAGGACCAACCAGGAGCUGCAGGAGAUUAACAGAGUCUACAAGGAAAUGUACAAGACUGACCUGGAGAAGGACAUUGUUUCUGACACAUCUGGAGACUUCCGCAAGCUGAUGGUUGCCCUGGCAAAGGGUAGAAGAGCAGAGGAUGGCUCAGUCAUUGAUUAUGAGCUGAUUGACCAAGAUGCCCGGGAUCUCUAUGAUGCUGGGGUGAAGAGGAAAGGAACCGAUGUUCCCAAGUGGAUCAGCAUCAUGACGGAGCGGAGCGUGUGCCACCUCCAGAAAGUAUUUGAUAGGUAUAAGAGCUACAGCCCUUACGACAUGCUGGAGAGCAUCAAGAAGGAGGUCAAGGGAGACCUGGAGAAUGCGUUCCUGAACUUGGUCCAGUGCAUUCAGAACAAGCCCCUGUACUUUGCUGAUCGGCUGUAUGACUCCAUGAAGGGCAAGGGUACUCGCGAUAAGGUCCUGAUUAGAAUCAUGGUCUCCCGCAGUGAAGUGGACAUGUUGAAAAUCAGGUCUGAGUUCAAGAGAAAGUACGGCAAGUCCCUGUACUACUACAUCCAGCAAGACACUAAGGGUGACUACCAGAAAGCGCUGCUGUACCUGUGCGGGGGAGAUGACUGAAGCCCGGCCCGGCACCAGCGUCCAGGAACGCACUCCCUGUGCUUCCAGCUAACAGGCCUAGAAAACCAGCUUGCGCCUAACAGCCCCGUGGCCAUCCCUGUGCGGAUGAAGUCAGCAUUGCCCCAGCCUCCUUCUAGCUCCCGAGCUCCGCCUGGCUUUCCUGUCUAGUCUCUCCUUUAAGCCAAAGAAAUGAACAUUCCAAGGAGUGGGAAGUGAAGUCUCAGAUGUGAAACACUCUGCCUCUUGUGUCCUGUGUCCUAAACAGAUGAAUAAACUGAAUUUUUACUUUAGAAA
Messenger RNA from Otolemur garnettii (small-eared galago), 1415 nucleotides. It is a transcript of the gene ANXA2, whose product is annotated as annexin A2. Gene Ontology annotation, molecular function: phospholipase inhibitor activity; cytoskeletal protein binding; calcium ion binding. The transcript is spliced from 13 exons. NCBI's taxonomy places the organism in Eukaryota, Metazoa, Chordata, Mammalia, Primates, Galagidae. Gene Ontology annotation, cellular component: cytoplasm. Bases 102 to 1121 code for a protein of 339 amino acids. The record is from RefSeq and is a predicted model, not a curated record.